AACCUUGUUGCUCUCUUGUCACUCUCCAAGUAGCUCUAGAGGAAACACAAAUGGCUCUGGUGUGCCACGCCCUCUUCUUCUUGGUAUUGGUGCCUCUUCUUGAAAGUAAAGAUACCACCACAUUGUUAGGAGAGGUGGGGGGAGCUGUGACCUUUCAGUGUUCAUCUGACCUCUCAAGACCUCUGAAGUGGUUUUACAUUCAUAGACCUGUCAAUGAGAGUGUCCAUGAGUUCAUCAAUGGCUACCAUUCAACAAAGCCCCUAGAUACAGAAUACGCAAAUCGAACGUACGUAAACCACAGCCAGCGAACCAUGAAAAUGUGGGAUCUGCGCCCGUCAGACGAGGGGUUGUAUGAAUGUCACAUAUCAACAUCCAAGAACAAAGUGAAAAUGCAGCUCCAGGUCACAGAUACCACCACAUUGUUAGGAGAGGUGGGGGGAGCUGUGACCUUUCAGUGUUCAUCUGACCUCUCAAAUACUGUGAAGUGGUUUUACAUUCAAAGACCUGUCAAUGAGAGCGUCCCUGUGUUCAUCAACGGCUACCAUUCAACAAAGCCCCUAGAUACAGAGUAUGCAAGUCGAACGUACGUAAACCACACCCAGCGAACCAUGAAAAUGUGGGAUCUGCGCCCGUCAGACGAGGGGUUGUAUGAAUGUCACAUAUCAACAUCCAAGAACAAAGUGAAAAUGCAGCUCCAGGUCACAGCCAACUACAGCAUCCCUAAAGUAACAGUAACCUGUUUCCAUGGAAAUUGCUUGGUGACUUGUUUUUCCAGCCCCGGUUACCCACGCGAGGAGGUCAAGUGGAGACUGUUUCCAAACCAGAGCCUGUGGAGAAUAGUGGACAGCAGUGAUUACAGGGACCCAGUCUCUCUGCUGUUUUCUGUCACCAGUUCCAUUGUGAUUAACUGCAGGCCUGGGCGGCUGCUGAACCUCAGCUGUGCUGUAGGGGGCGCAGUCUCACAAGAACACACCAUUUGUAAUUAGGAAAUAAUAGCCCCCUCUGGUGGUGCAGCAGCCAGAUAUAAUCUGUUUCUGUCAGGCUAAACUGGAGAAAGUGCUUUCUGGUUACUGAUCAGUUAUGCAUAUCCAAAUUUGCAUGCCAAUGCUGAAGACUGGUCAACAUAUUUAACAUAAACACUAUUUUUUGAUAGGUAACCUAUUAAAGUGUUACAUAGUUUUUAAAAUUAAUUCAAAGUCACUGGCAAGUGAAGACUCAAAGCUGUCUCACCACCUCCCCCACUAUGCGAUUCACUGGCCUAGGGAGUUAUACUAUGAGACACCUGGGGCCUCCCAAAUGAGAAAGUCCACUAACAGACUAACUUGUGCUUUGGAAGAUCUUUUUUUGGGUAUCUGCAAACAUACUAGGUGAAUAAAGUAUUUUCUUAGGUGUUUGGUGCUUUGA
Molecule: messenger RNA, 1404 nt
Organism: Esox lucius (northern pike)
Lineage: Eukaryota; Metazoa; Chordata; Actinopteri; Esociformes; Esocidae
Exons: 5
Coding region: 51-986 (311 amino acids)
Biological process (GO): immune response; cellular response to lipopolysaccharide; negative regulation of T cell proliferation
Cellular component (GO): external side of plasma membrane
Source: RefSeq, a predicted model, not a curated record